UUUAUAAUUAUAGGGAAAUCGUGUUUACUCAAAAAUGACAAGUGGCGCAACUGGGAUUGCUGUCGGGGGUCCAGUGUACUUAUAUCACACAACCCAAUUUACCAACAACCAGCACUAAUUAUCGAAUAGGAGGGAAGACUUGGAUUAAUUUCAACAUGGACUUGAUCAAUCCAUCUGCAACGAAAGAAGAAGCGAUAGGAGCACUACACUACUGCAUAACCAUGGGCUAUCUCGAUGUCGUAGACCCCAUCUUGAAAAUUCAUUUUGGAACGUCAAAACUUUCGGAUCUAUCCAGUCAGUGUAUAGAACUUUUAACAUGUGUUGCGAAGUCGGGUUCUGUUGACUUGCUGGUGAGGCUGUUGUGUCAUGUGGAUGAGGGGUUCUUGGCAACAACACUCGGCCACCGAAGCCUCGUUACCAAACUACUCACCGUGGCAGUCGCUAGUGGGAACGAUGCUGUGUGUGGGACGCUGAUCGAGAGAGGUGGGGACCCCUGUGGACAAAUUAACGGUACGACAUUCUUACACGCUGCUGUGGCCCAAGGACAGGAGAGAUUGAUUAAAGCUUUGGUGGAUGGGGGAGCCGAUGUAUGCUUAAGGGACAGAAGAGGAGAAACACUAAUAUUUCCAGUCAUAAUGUCCAACAUCUCCAACAAGGCUGACUUAGUGAGUUGGCUAGUAUCACGAGGGGUGGAUCCUAAAAGCACGGGCAUUAGCGGAAAACAACCCAUACACCUGGCGGCUGCUCACUCACCUGAAAUGAUUUUACGUCUUGUGGAGUUAGGCUGUGACGUCAAUCAAACGGACGUUGUUCAUAACGAGACCCCUCUACACAUAGCUUGCAGUAGGUGUAACGUUGAUACCAUUGACACUUUGAUCAACUGCGGGGCGAAAUUCAACAUAACAAACAACGAGGGGGAAACACCGCUGACUAAACUACUGAAGUUUGCAAAAGACAUACACAGUUUUCACUCUAGGUUGAGAUUGAAUUUAGCCAGACAGUUAAUACGGUACGGAUUCGUUUGCAAGACAAAUUAUUUAGAGAAGAAAGGAAAACAGAAAGUAGGAAGAAACAAACCAUUUGAGCUAUAUCAGAGACUGUGUCUGGAAUGUAAGAAAGUACCCAGCCUUCAGCACCUGGCCAGGGUGGUAGUUCGUGAUCACAUUAAGCCUGUAAACGUGCGGAAGGCGGUCUUUUCCCUGAGUGUUCCGUCUCAUCUCAAACACAACCUUAUGUUCACUGACUGCACAUUGUCAUCGACCUCGUCCUAAUGCUCACCUGUGUAUUUCAUGUGGUGCUCGGUGUACCUGUACCUGUGGUAGAAAUGAUCUCAUUUUUAAAAAAGUUAUUUAAUGUAUUGGGUUUUUAAUAAAACAUUUACGAUA
Ostrea edulis (European flat oyster) is the source of this 1385-nucleotide messenger RNA. RefSeq names its product ankyrin repeat and SOCS box protein 13-like. NCBI's taxonomy places the organism in Eukaryota, Metazoa, Mollusca, Bivalvia, Ostreida, Ostreidae. Gene Ontology annotation, biological process: intracellular signal transduction. The transcript has 3 exons. The coding region runs from base 156 to 1271 and encodes 371 amino acids. Gene Ontology annotation, molecular function: protein binding. The record is from RefSeq and is a predicted model, not a curated record.